Messenger RNA from Peronospora matthiolae, 345 nucleotides. Lineage: Eukaryota; Oomycota; Peronosporomycetes; Peronosporales; Peronosporaceae. The record is from the annotation of a GenBank genome assembly.
AUGGCGGCUGCUAACGAGGACGGACCCGAGCUCAUGAUCCACAAAAACAACCAGUCCUGCAUCAAAAUGACCAAGAAUCCGGUCAACCACGGCCGCGCCAAGCACAUCGACAUCAAUUGCCAUCACAUCCGUGAUGAGGUCAAGCGCGGUGAAGUGAAGCUCGAGUAUUGCGAGACUUCCGUGAUGAUGGCGGACAUCAUUACCAAAGGGACUUGCGGGACCUCGUCACAAGAACUUGACGACAGCUCUCGACAUCUGUGCGUGUUCGAAUUGAGGGGACGUAUUGAAGGUUAUCGAAACAACCCGAACUGUGUAGUUCUUAUGGGAUCGUUUUUACGUCGGUAA